This is a messenger RNA of Patiria miniata (bat star), 2941 nucleotides long. RefSeq names its product metalloprotease TIKI1-like. Gene Ontology annotation, biological process: negative regulation of Wnt signaling pathway. Gene Ontology annotation, cellular component: membrane. The record is from RefSeq and is a predicted model, not a curated record. The transcript has 6 exons. Gene Ontology annotation, molecular function: metalloendopeptidase activity. Bases 558 to 2279 code for a protein of 573 amino acids. NCBI's taxonomy places the organism in Eukaryota, Metazoa, Echinodermata, Asteroidea, Valvatida, Asterinidae.
UCCCCAUCCGUAACAACACUCAUCCAGCAACUUCCUUGCAUGCUCGAUGAUGCUUCAAACACACACGGACACAUUGUACUGUACAGACACACGUACGUCCCUCGCGCGGUCUUUUGAUUGAUCAGGCUUACAGUACCAACCCACCAAUCAGCAUGAUCAAGGCACUGUACGCCUAUGGCUUCCUGUCAUGCACCGGAGAAACCCUUCAAACCACAAUGCCUGAAUGCAUGUAGAACACGCUAUAUACAUGCAUGUUUGGCGAAUCAUCACGGACACUACCUAUAGUAAAUCGGCCCACGAUCUGUCGCUAUGUGUACAAAAAAAACCUGCCAGUACUCUUUUCUUGUAGCAUUGGAAUGGCUGUUUUGGACAGUUGGAAUAUUACAGAGCCUGGGUGUAUUUUUUUUUUAGAAAUUUAGUGUUGUGACUCUGUGUGUGGGUGUCGUAAUUGGCACUGAAGUUGGAGUAUCGGAGCGGAAGUUCCUGCCAGGACGGGACUCGGGGACUGCCCCGUUCGGCUCGGUGUCUUGCGGUAACAAACUCGGCUUGACAGGUGCAUGCCUCGCGUGUGCGCAAAGCGUACAUUGGACACUGGCAGAUCAAGAGGAAUUUCCACAAACACAAAACUACUGACUUCUUCGUCAUCGGCUAUUGACAGUCCGACAAAUGGUAGGAGUGUUAAUCGCAGGAAAAUGCCUGGGUUCGGUUAUCCAUGGAUGAUGGGGUUGAUUCCCGCGUUUUACCUGUUUUUACUUGCCUGGCCGAUUUCGGGAUCCGUUCAAAGGCUUCGGGAGAAAUUACUCUGCGAAAAUGGAAACACAACAGACGGCGUCAAUUCAUUUCUUUGGCGGGUGAAGCGAGACACCCCUGCUUACUUUUUCGGUACGAUCCACGUUCCUUACACCCGUGUCUGGGAUUACAUCCCGGAGAACAUAAAGCAGGCAUUCAGUGAGAGUGAGAAUAUUUUUUUCGAGUUGGAUCUCACGGAUACCUACACCAUAUCGACACUGACCAACUGUCAACUGCUGCCUCAUGGAGAGAACCUCAGUGAUGUUUUACCGAGAGAUUUAUUUGAGAGAUUGAGGGAACAUUUGGAGUAUGUCAAGAUCAUGAUGCCGUCAUGGAUGACAGCGGAUCAGCGAGGGAGGGGUCUGUAUGCUGAUUAUCUUUUCAACGCCAUUGCUGGAAACUGGGAGAGGAAACGACCAAUAUGGGUCAUGCUCAUGGUCAACGCUCUGACAGAAGCAGAUAUCAAAUCUAGAGGUAUCCCUGUUUUGGAUCUUUUCCUUGCCCAAGAAGCCAUGAGAAUGAAUAAAAGAACAGGUGCCAUUGAGAGGGUAGAAGAACAGUGCAUGCCGCUGAAUGGACUCAACUUUACGCAAGUCCUUUUUGCUCUCAAUCAAACACUAUGGCAACAAGAGAUCAUGCGUGCAGCUGCUGGUAGGACCCGUCGUCGGCCCUACACCACAGAGGACCUUAUUUGGCACUACAACUGUGGCAAUUUGAACUCGGUCAUCUUUAACCAUGACACAACCCAGGUGCCAAACCUUCUCAACUCUACGCUGGGGCCCUAUGAAAUCAGUCUGGCGCAAGAAAUUGACGAGUAUUUUCGGGCAGAGUUGAUCUAUAAGAGAAAUAGACGCAUGGCCUCCCGUGUCAAGGAAAUAUUGGAAUUGUAUCAAGAUAAGAGUUUUUUCUUCGCAUUUGGAGCGGGACAUUUCCUUGGGAACAACACUGUCUUAGAUCAGCUGAGAGAUGAGGGGUUUGAAAUUGAGAAUGUACCUGCAUAUGAAGAUGUCCGACUCAAACACUCUUCAAUGGAGUCUGAGCUUACAUGGCUUUUAGGUGCCACGGAAACCACAUCCAAAGGGAAGAAACCCAGAGCAAGGAAGACCAGGAGGAGGAAGAAGAAGAAGAAUCCUCAGGUAGAUUCCUCCGGUCAAGUGAAGCAGCAGCAAGACACAUCAGGGGGAGUAAGUGCCAGUAGCUUGAAUCACCAGACUGGCAAUGCCGAGGAGAAGGUGGAGAAAUACAGACAGUUCAAUGACCUAUGGGUCCCUCUCAAAGAAGUCAGUACACAGUCACCAUCAGAUCACCUGCUGGAAGAAAAUGGCAUCACAGAUUCCACCUAUCACAAUCCAGGGAACACCUACAACAAAAUGUACAUGUCUGGUGGCAAGUCCACAUUGCGUGUUGCAAGCUGUUCAUAUGUUACUCUCAGUGUAUUUGUAAAUAUAUUUAUAUCAGGAAUUAUUUUUUGGCUUUUGCCUAUAAGAUAAUGUCUCUUGAAAGCAUCCCCCCAAAAACUAAACUUCUUAACAAAACUGAACCAAAAAUAAUAUAGCUGUUAUUUUUAAAUAUAUCUCAUGAGUAUUUAUUAUCCAGUGUAUUAUAUUGUACAGACAGGUCUGCCUUAUAUAAUUUGCAUAAAAUAUCCUGUAAUUUCUAUUUUUCUGUUGUUUUGCUGAUUUUAAGAGGCUGACUGUGCACAUAACAUUAACAAUGUCUUCAAAUUGAAGAUUCAAACAGUCAUGUAUAUUGUUCCACUCAUUUCUAUAGUAAACAAGACCAUAUGUUAGGGCUGUACCAACAUGUUGAAUAUUGAAUCAUCCACCAAAUAUAGAAUGGAAUUAUUUCUAUUCAAAUAGUCACGCAAGCAAAUCCCGAUCGGUGGCCAAUUAAGGCUAACGCAUGUGAAACUUGCAUGUGAAUUCAGCACAUUUAAAUAUUUGAAUAUUUGAUCAAGUCCAAGUUGUAAUUAUUUAAUACUAAAUUAUUCCAAAAUCUACAGGACUAGUACACACUACUGCAGAAGGGGUCAUUUUUACAAGAGUUUUCUUAGAAAAAUAUUUUGUGCAACUUUCUACUCCUCUUGAAUGUAUGAAAACUAUUUGACAUCCGUUUUUAGUUAAUUUUAUUGAAAAGUGCACUUCUUUAAACA